Messenger RNA from Geodia barretti, 243 nucleotides. The record is from the annotation of a GenBank genome assembly. NCBI's taxonomy places the organism in Eukaryota, Metazoa, Porifera, Demospongiae, Tetractinellida, Geodiidae.
AUGGUGGGCUCCAUCAUGAAUUACCACUGCAACCAGAGAGGAGGAGAUGGAUUCCAGAACUCCGCCCCCAGACCAGGGAUCAAGGUGCCCAUUGCUGCAAAAGGGAAGAGAGGUAGCCAGCUCAGAUUAAUCUGCCUGGAGUACUUAUACCUGAACACAAUAUUGGAGAUGGCGGAGAUGUUCUUUCCCCCAUACUCCAUCUCCACCAAGUACUCCUGUGGAGUAACUCCAAAUUGCAAGUAG